This is a messenger RNA of Labrus mixtus (cuckoo wrasse), 1927 nucleotides long. RefSeq names its product chemokine (C-C motif) receptor 12a (gene ccr12a). Gene Ontology annotation, biological process: immune response; G protein-coupled receptor signaling pathway; chemotaxis. Gene Ontology annotation, cellular component: membrane. NCBI's taxonomy places the organism in Eukaryota, Metazoa, Chordata, Actinopteri, Labriformes, Labridae. The record is from RefSeq and is a predicted model, not a curated record. The transcript is spliced from 2 exons. Gene Ontology annotation, molecular function: chemokine receptor activity. The coding region runs from base 122 to 1243 and encodes 373 amino acids.
GGCCUUUUUUUAUAUACUUUUCAUUUUCAACACUUAAGUCACUUCGUACUUCUCUACUGCUACUCAUCAUCCUCUUUCCUUUUAAACCUGUAGAUCUGCACUGCUCUGUUAAUCAGGCCUAAUGACUGAGAGCCAGGGCCAAACCCCAACCAUGAACGAUGAUGGAUACCAAUAUGACCUCUUCUUGGAGCUUUUCAAUACCACCUAUGACAUGACAGAUCCCACUUAUGUGGUCAGUAAUGCUGUCCAGCUCUGUUCAAAAGAGGCUGUCAAUGAGUUUGCUGCAAGUGUUACACCUAUUUUCUACUAUGUCAACUUCCUGUUGAGUUACCUUGGCAAUGGACUUGUCCUCUUCAUCAUCUACAAGUAUGAGAAGCUUAACACAGCAACAAACAUCUUCCUCCUGAAUUUGGUCCUAUCCAACAUCCUGUUUGCCUCAAGUCUUCCCUUCUGGGCAAAAUACCACGUGUAUGAGUGGAUUUUUGGCUUGGCUCUGUGUAAGAUGGUCAGCAGCGCCUACUUCAUCGGUUUCUACAGCUCCAUCCUCUUCCUCACACUUAUGACGUUUGACCGAUACCUCGCAGUGGUGCAUGCAGUGGCAGCUGCCAAGAGCAGGAAGAAGUCCUACGCCAUAAUUGCAUCAGUGAUGGUUUGGUGCGUCAGUAUUGCAGCAAGUGUGAAAGAGCUAGUUCUGCAAAAUGUGUGGAAGAGUCCGAUAAAUGGACUAAUGUGUGAAGAGUCAGGAUUUCCUGAGAGCACAAUGGAGCGCUGGCGCCUGGUCAGUUAUUACCAACAGUUCCUUCUUUUCUUCCUCCUGCCUCUGUUCAUGGUGAUGUUCUGCUACAUUAGCAUCGCUGUACGCAUCCUGUCCACCCGCAUGAAGGAAAAGUGUCGCGCCAUCAAACUCAUAUUUGUCAUCAUCUUCACCUUCUUUGCCUGCUGGACACCCUACAAUAUAGUCAUCCUCCUUCGAGCUAUUAAGAUCACCAGAAAGAGUGAGAAUGCUGACUCGUGUUCUGACAUGGAAAGCUUGGACUAUGCGCUGUAUUUGACCCGAAACAUAGCAUAUUUGUAUUGUUGCAUUAGUCCUAUGUUUUACACUUUUCUGGGAAAGAAGUUCCAGAGUCACUUCAGGAGGCUGAUAGCAAAGAAGAUACCAUGUCUGAAGAGACACAUGAGCAUAAGCAGCCAGAGCACAAGAACCACAUCACAGAGGACACCACACUCUGCUUAUGAGUACUAGACGAAGGGACCAAUGAACCAACGAGCGCACACACGUAUAGAAAAAGUCAUGAUUAUUUUUUGUUACAUAAUUUCUUUUCUUUUUUUUUUCUUUUAAUUUUUUUUGGGGCUUUUUGUGCCUUUAUUAGAGAGAUAGGACAGUGGAUAAAUAGACGAUUUUUGUCGACUUACAUGCAGAAAUGGGAAGCAUUGAUAUUUCAAUGAGUAUAAAUAAUUUGUUUGAAACGUUGCUUUGCCUUUUCAUUGUGUCUGCUUUAUCAUGCAGGUAUAAACUGCUGGAUGCAUCAAAAACUUAAUGUUACAUCCUGCUGCAGUCUGUAGCUGUUAAAUAAUAACAAAUGAAUCAGUUACAUUGUGUUCCAUACAAAAACUGGAGUUCCCAAACGCUCCCUGUUUGUUGUUUUCUUUGACUGACUCUGAUUCUCUCACACACACCUAAAGGAACAGUUUCUGUUACACGUUCAACUUCAACAUGGGGAAAAUUAAAAAGGAAAAUAUUGUUUUUGUAGAUUAGAGCAAACUUAUUGGGACAGAAAGAUUUUAAUGUUGUGUUUGUAACGUUGAAGUGAUAUGUUGGGGGGCGGGGUAAAACUGUUAUUGAAAUCAUGCAGCUCGUUUAUUUUACAGUCUGUUGUACAAUUUAAAAAAAAAUGCUUCCUAAAUAAAAAACAUUGUUUAAAUGUAA